This is a messenger RNA of Poecilia latipinna (sailfin molly), 1310 nucleotides long. Its product is annotated as nck-associated protein 1-like. NCBI's taxonomy places the organism in Eukaryota, Metazoa, Chordata, Actinopteri, Cyprinodontiformes, Poeciliidae. Gene Ontology annotation, cellular component: SCAR complex. Bases 236 to 1261 code for a protein of 341 amino acids. The record is from RefSeq and is a predicted model, not a curated record. Gene Ontology annotation, biological process: cell projection assembly; cell migration; cell morphogenesis. The transcript has 11 exons.
UCGUAAAAACCAGGACAACUCCUCAUCCCUGUGACCGAAAAAAAAAAAAAAACAGACAGGGAGACAGAGGGGUGGAGUACAGGAAGCUGCUGUCCCUAAAACCUAUCUGAACAUGGGCGAAAUCUAAACACUACAGAAAUCACAGUUUCUAUUUUUCAAUCAUUUUUGGAACCAGAAGCUGCGGAUAUUUCCCAUAUUUUUUUCUGGAUCGGGGUUGGAGAUAUAAAGCGAGAAGAUGUCUCGGGGAGUGAUGCAGCCCAGCCAGCAGAAACUGGCAGAAAAACUCACCAUCCUCAACGACAGAGGCAUCGGGAUGUUGACUCGUGUUUACAAUAUCAAAAAGCAAGGACAAGUUUGGAAGGCAUGUGGCGACCCGAAGGCCAAGCCCUCCUAUCUUGUCGACAAGAACCUGGAGUCGGCUGUCAAAUUUAUCGUUAGGAAGUUUCCUGCCGUCGAAACGCGCAAUAACAACCAACAGCUGGCUCAGCUGCAGAAGGAGAAGUCUGAGAUCCUCAAGAACUUGGCUCUCUACUAUUUUACCUUUGUGGACGUCAUGGAAUUCAAGGACCAUGUGUGUGAGCUGCUGAACACAAUCGAUGCCUGCCAAGUCUUCUUUGACAUUACUGUGAAUUUUGACCUGACCAAGAACUACCUGGACCUGGUGGUGACAUACACUACUCUGAUGAUAAUCCUCUCCCGCAUAGAGGAGAGAAAGGCCAUCAUUGGACUGUACAACUACGCCCACGAGAUGACCCACGGAGCCAGUGACAGAGAAUACCCCAGGCUGGGUCAGAUGAUCGUCGACUAUGAGAACCCUUUGAAGAAGAUGAUGGAGGAGUUUGUUCCACAUGGAAAGUCGCUGUCGGAUGCGUUGAUCAGCCUUCAGAUGGUCUAUCCAAGGAGGAAUCUGUCUGCCGACCAGUGGAGGAACGCCCAGCUGCUCUCUCUAAUCUCUGCUCCCUCCACAAUGCUCAACCCUGCUCAAUCAGAUACUAUGCCUUGUGAAUAUCUGUCAUUGGACGCAAUGGAGAAGUGGAUUGUGUUCGGCUUUAUCCUGUGCCACGCCGCGCUGAACAGCGACGCAGCCGCCCUGUCUCUAUGGAAACUGGCCCUGCAAAGCUCCACCUGCCUCUGUCUGUUUAGGGACGAAGUCUUCCACAUCCACAAGGCCGCAGAAGACCUGUUCGUCAACAUCAGAGGGUAUAACAAACGCAUCAACGACAUCAGAGAGUGCAAAGAACAGGCGCUGUCUCAUGCGUAAGUGAAGCUAUAAUCCUGUUAGGAUUCCUUUCAUCAUAUCUUAGCUGAAA